Molecule: messenger RNA, 1612 nt
Organism: Bemisia tabaci
Lineage: Eukaryota; Metazoa; Arthropoda; Insecta; Hemiptera; Aleyrodidae
Product: carbohydrate sulfotransferase 11
Biological process (GO): carbohydrate biosynthetic process
Cellular component (GO): membrane
Molecular function (GO): sulfotransferase activity
Source: RefSeq, a predicted model, not a curated record
GCGGAAAUGAGAUCAGUAUGCUCUGCUCCCAUCGUCUCGCGAGGUGUACCUAGGUGCCCAGCCGUCCGCGCCAAAACAUUUUCCCAACAUCAGUGGUGAUGAAUUUGAACAGUUUCUCAGCCGAUUUUCGAUCAGACAGUGUUUUUAGUUCGCUGCGUUUUUCUUCUUACCGUUGAAGAAUUCGCGUUGCGGAGUUGGCAUAGUUGUGGAAAGGUGUCGUACUCUUCAUACAUGUGUUGCGACUGAGGUGCAAUUCAAAAAAAGAAUGAUAAUGAAGGAUGAAAAAAUACCUGAGAUUCUCUAUUUACAGCGGGGUGACAGUUAUUUUGAUUGUUCUUUGGACGAGGAUGGUCUUGAAGGAGAAUUUGAGCCACCAAAUUCUACUGAAAACGGCUGAAAUUUCUGCUGCCAAAGGGACUGAGUCUGAAUUUAAACCCAUGGCGGAGAAAGAUAUUCAAUACUAUUUGAGAAAGGCGAGAAGGCGAAACGAGGAACGGCAGCUGAGAGUAAAGCAAAUUUGCGAAAAAUACAAUUUAGGAAUUUACCGAGACCACAACACGUCGUCUUUGAUCAAUCAUCCAAAGACUCCUCUAUACAAGGUUUUCCUGAUAAACACGACUAGCAAAAUUUCAUGGUGUCCCGUUGAACAUGGUGCUUUCGAGACAUGGCUGUUUUACUUCGGACUACUAAGUGGUUAUACGGAACAAGAAUUAAGCUCAGCUCUUGACUUGCAGGACUUUAUCAGACAAAAACAUCCUGCCAGAGAGGCUUACGAAAUUGAAGAGGCAUUGCAAACUACAUUGAAAUUUAUGGUCGUCAGCCAUCCUUUUGAGAGAAUUCUUUCACUGUACAAGGAGAGUAAGAAAAGCGCACAACGAACAAAAAGCAAUCUCACCCAGAACCAAGUGCAAUCAAAGAGAGACCAGGCUCAUAAUAUUAACUCAAGAGACAAGGCAAUGAAGGACACACCACUUGAGAAACAUUCUACAGAAUUUGAUUUCCAGCACCAGAAGGCCUCAUUUCAAGACUUCAUAAGCUACAUUUUGGAUACCGAGUUUGAUUCUACUUUAGGGAGCAUGACCCGGUUAACUCCAUAUUACUUGCUUUGUACUCCAUGUCUCCUGAAGUACCAAAUAAUAGCUAAAUUGGAAACGAUGAUGGAGGAUCAAAUUUAUAUAGUCAAAGCAGCAGAUUUGCAGCAUGUCUCCAAAACUCCAUGGAGAAGUGCUUCUCAAGCGAAACCUUAUUCUAGUCAUACAGGUGAAGAGAGGAAAAAAUAUUUCUCACAAAUUUCAAAGACGAAUAUUUAUAGGCUGUUCGAGAAGUAUAAGCUAGAUUUCGAGUUAUUUAACUAUGACUUCGAAGUUUAUUUGGACUGGGCUAGCUAGGAAACAGGGGAAGUUUUCAUACUAGCAGCCCUAAAUUGGAGCAGUGACGAUUUACGCAGGCUCUCUGUAGUGACCAACAAUUCGCCCUGCUAAUUGCAGUACUUGAAAUUUUUUAUACUUAUUUACAUUUUUUUUUUUGGCUUUAAUAUUAUUAUUUUAUACGAAUGUGAUCAAAAUGUACUUGCGUCAAGUUGUUAUUAAAACUUUGUUACUUCAAUUUCAAA